Ogataea polymorpha is the source of this 5728-nucleotide messenger RNA. RefSeq lists its product as uncharacterized. The annotation marks the transcript as partial. The record is from RefSeq and is a predicted model, not a curated record. The transcript has a single exon. Gene Ontology annotation, molecular function: triacylglycerol lipase activity. Gene Ontology annotation, biological process: lipid metabolic process. Lineage: Eukaryota; Fungi; Ascomycota; Pichiomycetes; Pichiales; Pichiaceae.
AGAUGGCCUUCGACCACACAGCCAACCCGUUCGAGCGAAUCACGGAGCGGCUGAUCACCAAGCGCGUUGCCGACCUGGAGGAGCAGAACAGGGCGUCCGGCUCGCUGUGGGGGCUGGUUCUCAGCAAAGUUGCCAAGGUCCUCCGCGACGUCCCCCUCAUCAAACAUUGCAUUGGCCCGCCCGACGAGGCAACCGCGCAGAUCAACCGACUGACUGCGCAGCAGCGCGCCGCCACAAGCUACGCAGAGUGGUACCAGACCAGCGUCAGGCUGGACGCGCUGAUGGAAAAGGACGUCUGGAAAAAACAGGAGGAGAGCGACCUGUACGACUGGCAGCUGGUCAAGAUGCGGCUGCUAGAGCUGCGCGACGCCCGUCUCAAGAGUGACUACUCCAGGAUGCUCUACCUAAUACGCACCACUUGGACCAGAAACAUGGCCAACAUGGACAACAUCAAUCUGUACCGCCACUCGUUUGUGGGCACAAAGAAUCUGAUCGAGGAGUACAUCUCGGAGUGCCAGCAGUGUUUGGCAGCGCUUACGCGGCAGGACUGUCCGUUGGACGACACGUAUGUGCUGGCAAUGCUGAUGCAGACGCGCAAGAACUACGGCCGCGUGGCCAUCACGAUGAGCGGCGGCAGCUGUUUCGGGAUGCUGGGCAUGGGAGUUUUUUCGACGCUGCUGGAGCUAGACCUGCUGCCCAAGAUUGUGUCGGGCUCGAGCUCCGGCUCGAUUUUGAGCUCCAUUAUCUGCUCCAAGACCACGCCCGAGAUUCUGAGCCUGCUGGAGUCGAUCACGUCCAGCAAGUUCGAGGUGUUCGGCAAGGACGACAACCCAGAAACGUUUCUCACGUGUCUGGCACGGCUGCUCAAGUACGGCACCUGGUUCGACAACUCGCAUCUGCGCGCCACCAUGCGAGAGAUUCUCGGCGAUCUCACUUUCCGCGGAGCAUACAACAGAACGGGCCGCAUUCUCAACAUCACCGUGUCGCCCGUGUCCGUGCACGAGCAGCCCACGCUGCUCAACUACCUCACCGCGCCCAACGUGCUUAUCUGGUCCGCUGUCUGCGCCAGCUGCUCGCUGCCCGGGAUAUUCCCGUCGUCGGCCAUCUACGAGAAAAGCGUGAAAACCGGAGAAAUCCACGAGUGGUCCGACACCAUGGUCAAGUUUCUCGACGGCUCGGUCCACUCAGACCUGCCCAUCAGAAGGCUAUCCGAGAUGUUCAACGUCAACCACGUGAUUGCGUGCCAGGUCAACCCGCACGUCGUGCCGUUUCUCAAGAUGUCUGUGCAGUGUGUUGGCGGCGAGAUCGAAAACGAGUACAGCGCAAAACUGAAACAGAUCCUCAACAGCACGUGCGAGCUGCUCACUGCAGAGGCCAUCCACUACUUUGAGCUUGCCGCAGAGCUUGGCAUUGCCACCAACUUCUCCACGAAAAUGCGCCAGAUCCUGUCGCAGCCCUACUCAGGUGACAUCACCAUCCUGCCCGAGAUCCGCUUCAACGAGAUGAACAAGCUGCUGGUCAAUCCGACCCCGGAAUUCUUGCUCGAUGCUCUCGUACGAGGUGCCCGUGCAACAUGGCCCAAGAUCUCCAUCAUCAAGAACCACUGCUCGCUCGAAUUUGCGCUCGACAAGGCCAUCUCCAAUCUGCGCUCCAAACUUAUUUCCACGCCCAGCAGACAGCUCACCUAUCUGCCCGUCUCGCUCAUCAACAACCUCGAAAGUUCUGUCCAGAGCACAGAGCAGAACAAACCGCGCAAACGUCGUGCCCACCAGCGCCGCAGAUCCGAGUCUUUGGCCGUCGGCAGCCUCAGAGAACAGAGAACGCGCUCCAACACGGUCUUCCCGUCGCGCAGACCAACUGCCACGUCUACGCCGAUAAAACGCCAAAUCCGCCGCCAUCCAAGCAUCCCGCUGCUGAGCGUCCCUAAAACCGCGUCAGAAACGCAAAGGUCGCUGCCGACAUCGCCGUAUGCGGUGAAAUCCAAGGGUGUCGCCGUCCACCGCUCAAGCAGCUGGCUGUCGACGUCCUCGUGCGGGACUCCCAAGACAGGCAUUUUCAGCGACACCAGCGCGGCCUUUCCGAACCCGACGCAGUCGAUGAUGGAUCCGCGCUCGGCAGACGGCUCGAUCGGCCAGGACGACGUCAAGAACACGCUCGACUACCCGGUUUAGUUGUAUGCGUCGAUCGACGCGUCGCUCCUCGGGCUCACCCAAAUUUCCCCUGUCCCGGAACCCGGCCAAAAGGAUAGGGUUUAGUAUAAGUACCAAAAAGAUGGUUUAAUUUCUCGAAAUGACAUUUCUUGUGAGUCUGAAGCCGGCAUUCUUCAACACGUGGGGGGUAGGCUCUACAAAAGCACAAUGCCAGUCGAGAAGGGCCACUCUGGUCAACAAGCUGCUCCAACUCUACAAAGACCAGGCUGUGCUGCUGUGUUUGCAUAAUCCAAUCACCAGAGACAGCAUCAAGGGAUACUAUCACGAUCUCGGAAGACAGUAUGAAGAGAGUCAUAAGCGGCUGGAGACCGCGUCCCAGAUGGUGGAGUUCAGGUUUGUGAGCUAUCUGAAGGACGAGCUCUAUGCGCGCUCGGAAGAGCUGGCCCAGAUAGCAACCAAGCCUACUAAAUCCGACCUUGCGUGGCUGGCAAAGCACUACACCAGGGAGACGCAUUCUUUUUUGGAAAAAUAUCACUCCGACCGAAUCCAAACCACCUUUGAGAUUAGCAAUUAUUUGCAUAACGACUCCCUGGUGCAGACAAUCGGUGCGCGCCAAAUUGUUACAAAUGCUAUCAAAUACACACAGGACGUCCUGCUUCUAAACGACUACCCUGUUCCGCAGAUCCUGCUGGAGUCUGGCUCCGAUGAUGCCAAGAUCCGGUGUGUUGCUCCGCAAAUCCAACAUGUGCUCUUCGAACUGCUUAAAAACUCCACCAUUCCCGCGCUCCGAACGAACACCCCAAUCAGAAUCAACAUCCUGAACGAUCCAGAGACCACCACGAUAAAGAUCACAGACUCUGGCGGCGGUAUGCCACCCGAUAUCGCCUACAAAAUAUGGCAGUUCCAUUUCACCACGGCCACAGAACAGAAUAAAGACGAGGUGAACGGGUUCGGCAUGGGCAUCCCGCUGUGCUCGCUGCUCACAAAGUUCAACAAUGGCAGUCUUGAGAUCGAAAAUCGACUCGGCACAGGGAUCGAUGUGUUGCUCAAGCUUCCUACAAGAUGAUACCAGCUCUAUAAUGCAUUCAUGUCACCAAAUCUAUUUAUAAGUACAAUAGCCGGGUGUGUCUUCUUGCUGUGCGUUCGUCCAAGCCGCCGGACUCUCCUAAUAAUUUGGCUCCGUCGUUCUCGCACAGGAUCUUGUCCUGGAAAGCAAAGUAAUCAGUCCUGAUUGUCACUCCGCACUCGGAACAGCUCAAGCAGUGUACAUGGAACAACUCGCUGUGUUCAUUCGACAGACACUCCCCUUCGAUUCCCUGUCCACAGAACGUACACAACGAGCCGUUUUUCUCAUGGAAGUGUAGUUCGCAGUACGGGAAAUCCUGGUGCACGUAGCAGGACUCGCCUUUCGAAAACGGCUUCGAACACGUGGUGCACGAAAAACAUUUUCUGUGCCACUGGCCAGACAGCUGCUGGUCCUUGGACCAGAUCGACUUCUGUCCCGCCGCAAUCGGCAGCCCGCAUUUCCUGCACGGUCCUUCUCCCGGGUUAAAUUUGAUUACAGAAGGAGCCUUUCUCGGGGACUUGACAGAGUUCUGGCUUUCGGUCUCCAGUUUCGACAUUCUAUUGGUCACCUGUGCCACGCUAUCGUCGUACUCUGUGUCCUCUUGGAUCGUCGACAUGUCGUUCUGUCGGUCCUCCUCCUGUGUGUUGUAUAUCUUAAACUCCAGACUCUGCAUGUUAUUUAACCUCUGGAUGUCUUGUGCGUUGUAUAUGGACGAUGUCAUGCUGUCUGUCGGUCUUGGGUUCAGCUGCGGGAUCUGGAGGUCGACCUUUAGAGUCGGCGACAGCUCCUUGCGCAUCGAAAGCAGCUGUUCCACCGAGUCGUCAUUCUCAGCCUCGAACUUGGCGUCGAAAGCGUCGAUCGACGAAUUGGCGUCCUCGAACUCCUGCUCCGUCGUGUUCAUGGUCGACUUCGACAGAGGUGUAUCGUUGGGCUGCAACGUCGAGGGCCCCAGAGGAGGAGUGGCCAAAACGUCUGGGGGUGGCUGAGGUGGCGGGUUGGAUGUAGGCGCCGGAGACGUGCUAUGGAUUGGCGAGCUUGCAGAGGAGGUGAUAAUUUGCGGAACCACGGGCUUUGGUCCGAAGUUGAGAGAGUUUCCAGACUUCUCGGACGCCUGGGACAUCCCCGAUAGGCCCCUCGAGCGUCUGGACGGACUGGCGCUGUAUGCACUGGCACGAUCGGCGCCAGAAGGCGCCUUGGAUGCGUGCCCCAAUGACCCUGUACUGGUGUCCACAGAUGCGUCCUCCAGCUGGAAUUUGGCAAGCGGGUCCCUGCGGGUGUUUGGGAAGGACGCUCCUGCAGAGGCAGUUCUCUGUUUGAGCUGGUCGAGCCGCGCGUCAAGGGGUAGUGAGGUUGUGCUCUUGUCUCCGUCCUUGGCCAUCAUUUUGUGCUGGAUCUGCGGAUCAGAGUCGUGGUGACGCUGUGUAGCGAGCGUUCCUGGCGCUGUGAAGUUUCUGUGGUUACUCAGAUUCGGCGUCGAGCGGUUGCCUGAGGAUCGGGGACGGUCUGGACGAUACACAUCAAAACCCGCUCUCUCCAUCACCGAGCGCACUCUCUUGGUGGUUGUCAGUGGCGGGAACGGAGAGUGAAACCGUAUCUGGGGGCUUGGGGUCCUCAUGAACUCCGGCAGAGUCUUCAGUUCUGGCGGUUGAAGAUCUUUGUAGCUCAUGAAAUGAAAGAUUUACCUCUCAAAAAAAAAAAAACACUUUCAUAUUAACGUGUUCGCGACACUAAGCAUCCUCCAAGCCCAGAUUGGAAAGUUCAUCAAUUUCAUGUGACUCUAAUUUUCGUGAAACACGUUUAUAAAUCACGUAUACCACGGCCGCAAACGACAACGGGGCGAUCACCAUGCCGAGGAAAUCCACCGUCUGCAUUCCCGGGCUCCGUCCGUCUUGCAUCAUCUUUCGUAGUUGGUAGCCGCUAAAUAUGGGGACAAAUAGUUUGGGACUCGUUGCAGCCGUGGCUCCCACGUAAAUGCUGGGCUGCAGGGUCGGAAUUGCUGCCAGCGCCCCGUUCGAGAGUGAGUAGGGGAGUGGACACAGCCGGACCAGACACAUCAGGCCGAAGUUGUGCCAGUACGGAGCAUUCUCGUCGUUGAGAACAGACACGAACACCUUGAGCUUCACGUUUUGGUGCAUGCACCAAACGGCGUACGGUUGCAGCCAGCGACGGCAGAGCAGAAACGACAGCGUCGAGCCAAGUAGUGUUGCAGAGGCAAUGAUCGGCCAGCCAGCAAACCCGUAGACCAUGCCUGUCAGCAAUGACAGCGCUGAAUAGCCAACAACCGGCGGGAAACUGACUAUCACGACCAACAUGAACAGCAGCAGCUUUCCACGGACCCCCCACGAUGCCCAAUGGUCUGCCACCGCGACCAUCUUGUGCACAAGGCCAGAAUAGUAUUUGGACGCCAAGAUAUGGAUAACAAUGUACGCGACGGGAAUCGCGAGAAUGAGCAGAUUUCUUCCGCGAGCCAAGCCGCGCAACCCUGUCUCUAGCAUUUGCAAGGUAAGUCUGU